Branchiostoma floridae (Florida lancelet) is the source of this 1953-nucleotide messenger RNA. Its product is annotated as sushi, nidogen and EGF-like domain-containing protein 1. The record is from RefSeq and is a predicted model, not a curated record. Gene Ontology annotation, biological process: cell-substrate junction assembly; nervous system development; heart development. Lineage: Eukaryota; Metazoa; Chordata; Leptocardii; Amphioxiformes; Branchiostomatidae. Gene Ontology annotation, molecular function: calcium ion binding; integrin binding; proteoglycan binding. The transcript has 12 exons. The coding region runs from base 1 to 1827 and encodes 608 amino acids.
AUGAGCUCCUCUACAGACCUGGAGUUCGUUAACGCAACCGAAACAACGUCCAUGCUGAGGUUCACCUGGGUGCCUCCUGAUGCGGUCGUGACCGGAUACCGCGUCAUGUACGGACAGGGGGAGGCCAAGGAACAGCUCAGCCCCUCCCCGGGUCCAGCAGACCGAUCUGCUGUGAUUGAGGGACUUCAGCCAGACACCAUGUACACGGUGGAGAUCAUCACCAUCGGGGUUCGCCGAGAAAGUCUGCCUCUGGUUGGACAAAAUGCGACUGAGCCGGACGAGUGCGCGGCAGUGAACGGGCGGUGCGACCAGCUCUGCUCCAACGUCCCUGGGGGGUACAGAUGCGGCUGCCGCCAGGGUUUCGUACUGAUGACAGACGCACACGGGUGUGGAGUGUGCGGCCGAUGCCAGGGCGGAGACGUGAACUGUGACCCGAUGUCAGGUGUCUGCUCGGCUGGGUGUCAGGACGGGUGGAAAAGUCAGCUUUGCGAUAAAGCUGUGGAUCCGCCCAUGAACCUGGACGUGACUGACGUCACGGAUGAAGGGUUCAAGGUCACGUGGUCUCCAUCCGUUGACCCUGACCUUCAGGGGUACCGUGUGGUGGUGUCUGGGCUGGACAUGAUGACAGCUGUCAAUCAGAGCACAGCCGAGUCAGCGUUUCCGGUGGUUGGCCUGUCACCGGAGACUGGUUACGUCAUCAGGGUGACAGCCCUGUUCUCGUCAGACGGUUGGAGGGCCCAGAGUGAGGCGGCAAUGGUACUGGCCGUCACAGCCGCUACACCAACCACUACACCUGCAUCUUCCGUUACAACGACUACAACGUCCUCUGCUACAACCCAGAGGACACAUCGGACCACCGCCCUCCUUUCCACCCAACCAGCGACUUCAACCGUGAGGGAAGCUGUGAGGGAGGGCAAAUCGUCCGACGCCUCCACAACAACAACAAGAGGAACAGGAACAUUCCUGUCCACCAGUCCAUCAACUCUCGGUGAACUUGGAUUUGGAGGGGAGGGCGAGACCACAACGCAGCAACCUGGGUUCCAUUCACAAGAAACAAUGGAGCCCAGCAGCGGGCCGCCGGUGCGCACCACGGCAGCGUCGGCAGACCAGCCUGAAGACGUCACUGGAGACGCUGUCGUGUUGCAACAGCCAACAUCAGCUGCGGAGGAAAAGGCACAGAUGUGCAGGAAGGCAAUCCAAACAUUGGCGUCUGAAACUGGUCGGACCCAGACGCCACAGCAGGUGCAAAUGAUCUCUGAGUUAGCAUCACUUGUCAUUAAGUCCUGCCCCGGCAUUCCACAGGAGGAUAAGGACCUGGCAGUGGGCGUUCUGAUGUCCAUCGCCAGCAACCUGGACAAACUGGACAUGUCUGACCCGGCCACUGUCCAGUCUGUGGGAGGAUCUCUGGUGGAGUCCGUUGGUUCUCUGCUAGAGGAACCAGAGAGAGAUGCAGGAGCGGUCGAUGCGAAUCUCGAGGAAGACCAAAGUCUGUCUCCAAAGGAGCGCCUUGAAAAGGCUGACGAAAAGGAACAGGAAAACUUAGCUAAGAGACGAAGCAUUGUCCAGGAAAGUCGCCGGGUCCUGGAUGGUCUGUUGGACGCCAUCCUCGGCGCCAUGAGGCCGGGCGGCCCGCCGGUCACCAUCGAGAGGGGCGGUGUGGCUCUCCGUGCGCAGAGGGUCUGGGGUGGCCAGUUCGGCGGCCAGGUCAUGCAGACGGAGAGUGGGAGCUUCCGUGUUCCGUCUAAAUCAGCGCUGUUUGGGGACUAUACACCGCACAACGUCGCUAUAAGGGUACGUGUCUUUCCUUCCAUGUUCCGUCUAAAGUAGCGCUGUUCGGGGACUAUACACCGCACAACGUCGCUAUAAGGGUACGUGUCUUUCCUUCCGUGUUCCGUCUAAAUCAGCGCUGUUCGGCGACUAUACACCGCACAACGUCGCUAUAAGGGUACGAGU